Hyaloperonospora brassicae is the source of this 354-nucleotide messenger RNA. NCBI's taxonomy places the organism in Eukaryota, Oomycota, Peronosporomycetes, Peronosporales, Peronosporaceae. The record is from the annotation of a GenBank genome assembly.
AUGGCGCCCAAGACGACGCCAUUUCUGGAGAAGCAUACGCUGGAGUUCGGCGCUCAUCAAGACGGAAAAGGGUGGCGCGCAAAAUGCGCGAUGCCUAGUUUAAAAGCUUCGCCGCCAAUCGUCGAGACCAUCAUCGGCGACAUGUUCUUUAGGAACGACAAAAUGCUAGACAAUGCCAAAGACGAAAAUGAAGACUACCUCGUGGCGUCUGAAGCAGCGAAGGCUGAGACUGAGAAGUACGUCAUCACCAUCAAGAAUGUGAUGCAUUACGAACUCGCAUUGGACCAUGAGGGAAGCAGCAUGUCUUGCAGGCAGGCGGACAUGGCAAUCGAACAUGCCAAGCGACGUACGUAA